This is a messenger RNA of Brassicogethes aeneus, 1731 nucleotides long. NCBI's taxonomy places the organism in Eukaryota, Metazoa, Arthropoda, Insecta, Coleoptera, Nitidulidae. The record is from the annotation of a GenBank genome assembly.
AUGAGUCCAACUUGGAGAUCUGGCUCCCUUUGUAUAGGUAGCACAAUCGUAAACCAGGAAUUCAAUAAUGCUAAACUAUUGGAAUCAUCACACGCUUGGCUUGGAGCUGCAUCUACUUCUUCUAUUGCCGACUACCCGACUUUAUUAAAACUAAAAACGCCGACCUGGACGCAAGAUCAACUGAAAGAAGCAAUCGACGCCGUCGUGAACCAGAGGAUGCGUUUCACGCAGGCCUCCUCUCGAUACGGCAUACCGAAAGGAACCCUGUACGAUAACAUUUUAGGCAAAAGCAAACGCAUGGCCGUGCUCGAAGAAGCCGGGCUCAACCACAGCGAAGAGUCGGCCGUUUUGGAAUUUUGCUGCGAGGUUUCUCUGUCGCCUUACAACAGGCGCACGAAAAAGUCCUUGGCCUCGGUCCUCGACUUCGUGCAGAAACUUCGCAGAACUCGCGAUCCUGAAUUCAUGUUUACGGGAUUAAGCGGCUUUCGCUGGUGGUGGGCCUUUUGCAAAAAGCACAGCAUCGUUUCGCUUUACUACGAAAAUAACGCCGAUAGCUACCAGUACCAGCUACAGUCCAUGUGGCAGAAAUGCUGGAACACAAACCAGAGCUUGGUGCACAACUUGCGUUUUCGCGAACGCGGUCCCUUGAAGUCCUGGCGACCAGAAACCAUGGCCGAGGCGAUCUUUUCCGUGCUUAAGGAGGGAUUGUCAUUGUCACAGGCUGCUAGAAAAUAUGACAUCCCAUAUCCGACGUUCGUUCUAUACGCCAACCGUGUGCACAACAUGUUAGGACCCUCUGCUGAUGGAGGUUCGGAUCUGCGACCAAAGGGCAGAGGCCGACCACAGCGCAUUCUUUUGGGUGUAUGGCCGGACGAGCAUAUCCGCGGUGUUAUAAGGGCUGUCGUGUUCCGAGAUUCGCACCAGAUCAAGGACGAGUCGCACAUGAACAUGAAUUAUCCCAGAUUGCACGUAAGUACCCACUCUACUAACAGUUUGGGAUCGUACAAACAGCAACAGCAACAACAGCAGCGCAAUAAUAGCGCGCAACUGUGGGACAAGCUAAGGGACCUGGAGAAUAACAUUUCUCCGCCGGAGGAUGGCGUAACAAUACAGAGCUAUCAAAGUAAUUCAUGCAGUAACGGAUCAGACCCGAAUGUUUCUCCUGGGGCAGCCGCCGCAGCUGCGGUGGCUGCCGUCGCGCAAGGUUUAAGACAGCAGAUGUGCAGUAUGGUAGCCGCUGCGCACAACCAGAGCUCUGCGCAUGAUACUAAUCCUGUUGCCAGUUUGGUCAACUCUUUAGCACUUGCCGGUCACUGCGGAAACGUAUCAAUGCCAUCAAACGGCAUCCCUCCGAUGAGCAUGUCGCACAUAACUUCAAUGCGCAGCAUGAGCAGCCCGGCAGGCAGCAUCCAAGAUCUUCGGAUAAGUCCGGCCGAAUCCGGACUGGACAGUCCGAUUUCGUCGCCCUUAGGCUUGACGGCUCAGAGCAACAUGGAGCCGGCGAUCAACAUGAACAUCGGCUCGAACCUGAGUAACAUGGACAUGAGCAGCAUCGGCGUUUCGGGCAUGACUUACAAGCCGGCCAGGUCCUUUACAUCGCCCAGGCCGGAGAACCUCUUCCAAGAGGAUAUCGACGACCUCGUCAAGCCGAUGCACGCUUCCACACCUCACGCAAAGGACACCAUGGCGACAAUCAAAAUGGAACCGAUGGCAGAAUGUCGGGGCGAAUGA